Messenger RNA from Perkinsus marinus ATCC 50983, 678 nucleotides. RefSeq lists its product as hypothetical. NCBI's taxonomy places the organism in Eukaryota, Perkinsozoa, Perkinsida, Perkinsidae. The transcript has 6 exons. The coding region runs from base 1 to 678 and encodes 225 amino acids. The record is from RefSeq and is a predicted model, not a curated record.
AUGGCUUCGAAUAUCUUUCGUAAAUUCCAAGAAGUCGUGAAAAACGGCACUCCACUUCAAUACGUGGGUGGUGGUAUCAAUAGUAGCAGCAGUAGUAAUUCUAAUACGAGAAGAACUAGGACCGGUCAGCAAAGUGCCGAGAGUAGCCUUUCCUUUAUUGGUAACUACCUUGCUGGGUGGAAGACUAUCGAGAUACUCCUGAACGGUUCAUCUCGUCGGAAUGCGACAGUUCUCAUGGACCACGUUGAAAAUCAGAGGAAAACCGUGGGCAUGAACCCUCUGGGUUUGAUACGCCUUCAGAGCUGGGAUGAUUUCUUUGCAUCAUUUAAAGCGGCAGGGCUUUAUAUGAAUAUACUUGCGAUUGCUCAAGUCCUGGCGCUCGCUAUCCCUUAUCACGACAGUCGCAAUCCGGCUCAUGAUGCUGAUUUAGCAUAUUACUCUCUAUGGGCAUUCAUGGUGAUACAUCUUCUACUGUGGUAUCAGUUCUUGACACUGUUAUCAUCCAAUCCACUGUAUUGUAGCCUAGUUGUGGUAUUAAUAACCGCUCAUGCGAGCUUUCGCACCAGGGAAUGGUCGCGGGUUGUGAAGGACACUAUUAGGAAACGCAACGGACAAGCGAGCACAGCUGAGCGACAUCGCAGACAAGGGCAGAAUAACUGGGAUUCUCCGAUGGAAUAG